Molecule: messenger RNA, 1635 nt
Organism: Parathielavia appendiculata
Lineage: Eukaryota; Fungi; Ascomycota; Sordariomycetes; Sordariales; Chaetomiaceae
Product: cyclin-domain-containing protein
Exons: 2
Coding region: 1-1635 (544 amino acids)
Biological process (GO): regulation of cyclin-dependent protein serine/threonine kinase activity
Cellular component (GO): cyclin-dependent protein kinase holoenzyme complex; nucleus
Molecular function (GO): protein kinase binding; cyclin-dependent protein serine/threonine kinase regulator activity
Source: RefSeq, a predicted model, not a curated record
AUGGCUGCCCUCAUCGGCGACGUCUUUGCUGAUUCGCCCUCACGCUUUCAUGGCAUGAUCGGAGGCCAUUCCCACGAUAUCCACUACCAGAGCCGCUCCGUCAGCCGAACCCGCGACCGGGACGCUCAGACCCAUCACACGCCGCGCCCAACUGCGAGCCCAAGGAGGGCCUCUGCAUCUCACACAGGCGCGCAGAGCCAGACGCCGAGCUGGCGGCCGCGGGAUGAAUUAGUAUUGGACAAGAACGCAAAGCAAACGAACUCCAACCUCUCCUCCACCGGCGACCGGGCUGCCCGACCGCCGUCUCCACCCUCGUCUUCUUCCUCAUCCCAACCAUCAUCUGGUGGCGCACCACCACGCCAUGAAAUACCCCGAGAUGGCGCACAGGACUCCGCUCCUGUAGCUUUCCCUAAUCCGGAUUCAAGCACGUCCUCGGAGAGUACCGCCACAACGGUGAUACCACCGCCCUCAAGGGCCAUCCCGUCUCCUGCUUCCGAUAGUGGUCCGCGGUGGGAUCCUGUGGACAGCCAAACCGUUGGCGCCUCAUCUAUCCCUCCUCACCUCGACGAUCCACCCGAGUCGCCGAUACCGAUGCAAACUACGAUCCGUGUCCGCGACCUCGCGCACAUCCAAAGCCUGGCAAGGGCGGACCUGCUCAGCGGCACGGGGCUUGGAAUUGUCAACGAUCCGCCACUACAGCAAAUGAAGUAUGAAAUUAGCGGCAUGCCGAUCGGUGACAUUAUCGAGAUGGUGGCGGCGCUACUGACCAAAAUCACAACGACCAACGACCUCCAGCACGACGCCCUCAACCGCAACGCACACCACCUCCGGCAGGCGCAAGCGCAGGCGAGGGGCGAGGAGGGAGGCGCCGACAGCAGCAUCAGCCCGCUCAGCAGCAGCGUGCUCGCCUUCCACGGCAAGAACGUGCCCGCCAUCACCAUUCUCAGCUACCUCAGCCGCAUCCACAAGUACUGCCCGACUACGUACGAGGUGUUUCUGAGCCUGCUGGUGUACUUUGACCGCAUGACGGAGCGCGUCAACGACAUGGUCAUGAAGAGCGAGGAGGCGCGGCGGGCGCAGCAGCAGCAACAGCAGCUACGACGACAAGCGCCGUCUGCAGGGGUAGAAAGUGUCGCUGACAAAGACGCGGUCAUGCGCGACCAUGAUGACGAGGGUGGCGUGGAUGAGGAUAACUCCAGCGACGCGACUGAGACUGACUCCGAGCUGGCCGACUCGACCGACGGCGAUGAGAGGUCGGACGGCGGCGCUGCAGCGCAGGCGGGGAGGAAAGCUGCCGCCGUGCCUGUCAGCGCCCCUUCCGGGGGCUCUGCCGCUGCUGCGCCGCAGGCGACGUAUUUUGUGGUGGACAGCUUCAACAUCCACCGGCUCAUCAUUGCUGGCGUGACGUGUGCCAGCAAGUUUUUUUCGGAUGUGUUUUAUACCAAUUCGCGAUACGCAAAAGUCGGCGGCCUCCCCCUCCCCGAACUGAACCAUCUCGAGCUGCAGUUCCUCCUCCUCAACGACUUCCGCCUGGCCGUGCCCGUCGAGGACCUAGAAGCCUACGCCACCAUGCUGGUCGAGUUCUAUGCGCGCGAGGUGCUGGCGCAGCGGUCGCGCCUGGGUGUUGGGGAAUGA